UCGGUAUUGGGUCCGGUUCCCCAGUGGGCAGCACCGCAGCGCUGCUCGCGGUGCGCCAUGGCCGGGCUGCUGGCGCUGCUUAGCCCGGCGGGAAGAGUGGGCGCCCGGCUGCGGACCCGGACCCCUUGUCUUCCGGGAGCCGCCACCUCCUGUGCUCCACCGCUCUGGGCCUUGGCCUUGUCCCGUCCGGGGCCGGACUCCCGGCUGCUGCGCACGGCCCGCGAAAACUGCCUCAGCCGCCAGGAGCCCAGCAGAAUCACUGAGCCAGGAAGCAGUGGCAACAGCACAGAGAAAAAGCUAAGCAAAUCGCAGCAGCUGAAGAAAGUUUUCCAAGAAUACGGGGCUGUGGGCGUGUCGCUGCACAUCGGGAUCUCACUGGUGUCCUUGGGGAUAUUUUACACAGUUGUUUCCAGUGGUGUAGACAUGUCUGCAAUCCUGCUUAAGCUUGGCUUUAAAGAGUCGCUGGUGCAAUCCAAGAUGGCCGCAGGCACCAGCACGUUCGUGGUGGCCUAUGCCAUCCACAAGCUGUUUGCGCCCGUGAGGAUCAGCAUCACCUUGGUCUCUGUGCCCUUCAUCGUCAGAUACUUCCGCAGAGUGGGACUCUUUAAACCUCCAGCCACCAAGCCUUGAAGCCAGUGGUUUCUAAACUACUUUAGAAGUUAGUUGUUUUCAGGGUGGGUUUCUGGGGGGAGGGGCAGAGGCUAUAUGCUAUGUUCCUUAUGGGUUGGUUUUUACUUUUACCAGCAAAAAUCAGAUGGUUUAGUUUACUUUUUUUUUUUUUUUUUUUUUUUUAUGCUGUUCCUCACAGGACCAUGUGCGUGACUUAAAAUGUCACCAAGGCAUCCAAGUGAGUUGACAGCCAGGCCUGGUGCUGCAGGCCAUUAAACUCAGGAGGCUGAGGCAGGAGGAUCUCACAUUCUAGCCUGCUUGAGCUAGUUUAGGGUCAGCAUAGCAAUUUAGUUAGCAAUUUAGUAAGACUGUGUCUUGGUCAACAGCGAAGAGGGGAAAUUAGCAGUAGAGCCCUCACCUGACUCACAGGAGGCCUAAAUUCAAUCCCAGAACAAAACAAGACUGCCUCCAAAUUGUUCCUUCUAGAUCAGUGGGGCAGGAAUCCUGUUUGCAAGCCCCCCGAGGCUAGUCUUUUCUCAGGUUCUUAAAGCAAUGAUUAAUUUGCUUGCUUUUAAAACUCCCACUCCCCGGAUUUGCACUGGCAGCAGCCCGCAGCUUAAUAUGCAAUAUUCUGCAGACAGCUGCCAGUGCUGCAACUAAUGAAGCAAAAAUUAACAGUCCGUAAUCACAAUCUACAUUAACAUCAAGCCCUUGACAUUCACAAGACUUGCUUUGGGGAAUGCAGGCAAGAACUUCUCGUGUGCUUCAUUGACUCCAGAGCAUCUUUGUCUGGAUGUGAUGGGGGUGUUAGUCUGAAAUCUCAUAGAUCCAGGGCAGUAUUGUUUGUAAAAUAUAGGAUCGCUGCUCAAUUGUAAUGUCAUCAUUUGGCUCCUGAUGCCCUUAUUCAGGGGAACUCAGAACACUCACAUAGAAGCUAAAAAGCAUCCUAGCUUUCUUGGACAAUCCAUUCAGCUAUCCGAGUGCUGGGAUUAAAGGUGAGUGCCACCGAGCCCGGCUGCCAUUAGCUAUCUGAAACUUGAGGCAUUCCAGAGCUGACAUGUUCACAAUGUGCCAAUGAAUGUUAAUUGAAUUAAAUCAUAUGCAUAAAAUAUUUGUGCCACAUUCUGAAAAACAAAAAGGAAAAUAAUGCCUGUUCUAACUAUAAAGAAACCAAGAAAAAAAAUACAAGCUAGGGAAAAGAGAGAUGUCUUAAUUAGGGUGAUAUUUCUGUGGUGAAACACCAUGACCAAAAUUAGUUUGGGGAGGAAAGGGCUUCUUUCAUUCACAGUUCCAUAUAACAGUUCAUCAAAAGCAGUGAGGGCAGGAACCUGGAGGCAGGAGCUGAUGCCUGAGGCUAUAGAGGGGGUUCGGCUUGCUGGCUUGCUUCCCAUGGCUUGCUCAUCCUGCUUUAUUAUAGAAACCCAGGACCACCAGCCCAGGGGUGAUAGUGGUCUCAGUGGCAGUGGUUUCAACCUGUGGGUUGCGACCCCUUUGACAAACCUCUAUCUCCAAAAAUAAUGUACAUUAUGAUUCAAAACAGUAGCAAAUAAAAAUAAUUUUAUGGUUGGUGUCACUACAA
Messenger RNA from Psammomys obesus (fat sand rat), 2188 nucleotides. RefSeq names its product family with sequence similarity 210 member B (gene Mims2). The transcript is spliced from 3 exons. Lineage: Eukaryota; Metazoa; Chordata; Mammalia; Rodentia; Muridae. The record is from RefSeq and is a predicted model, not a curated record. Bases 58 to 630 code for a protein of 190 amino acids. Gene Ontology annotation, cellular component: mitochondrion.